GCAAUGGUGGCAUUGCAAUGAAUGCUAGCGUCUACAAUCCAAUGUUUAUUUUGGGUGCCAAGCAGCUGUUGACGCGGUUCGGCUUGAAGUUCUUCAACGUCGCUUACCUGAGCACUUCCUCGCCUCGUGCUGAUUGGAUUCGACGCAAUACUCCAAGAAAGCCGGAACUUUACAAAAUACCAAAGGCCUUUACUAUAUUGGAAGAAGAAAUGACACUACCGGAACCUUGUAAACCUUCCUCAGCUGAAGAUGAGCUCAUUGCACAUGACAUAAUUGGACGUGUUAAUGCGGCCAUUGUGGACAACAAAUAUCGCUGCUUCGCUGUCGUCCACGUGGCCGGAAAACAGUUCAAAGUCACAACCGAUGACUUAAUUAUGGUUAAAACGCCUCUCUUCGGUACCGAAGUUGGCGAUCGCAUUCGUUUAGAAAAAGUCCUCCUCGUUGGAUCCAAUGAAUUCACUCUCAUCGGCCGACCUAUUCUUCAACCGAAGCAAGCAUGCGUUGAAGCUCAGGUGAUCGAAAAGACCUUGGAACACCCUAAAUUGUGGUUCCAGUUUCACCGUCGACGAAGACACAAGAAAAUGAGAGUGUUCCAGGAUAAUGUUGCAGUUCUGAGGAUUACCGACAUAAGCGUUAACACGAUUGAAGAGGGCGCCGAACUCCCCACCCAAUGAAUCCCAUGUAAUCUCAUUUUGUAUAAUAAUACAGUAUAUUUUUGCUC
Dicrocoelium dendriticum is the source of this 721-nucleotide messenger RNA. The record is from the annotation of a GenBank genome assembly. NCBI's taxonomy places the organism in Eukaryota, Metazoa, Platyhelminthes, Trematoda, Plagiorchiida, Dicrocoeliidae.